AUGGUUCUUGAAGCGUCGUUUGCCGCUACUGCCUCAGUGCCAUGGAUCAUCCUGCUCGGUGGUCUCACAAGCCUGGUGCUCCUGUGGCAGGCCGGGCGGCUCCUGCACCAGCUGUGGUGGCAGCCUCGGCGUCUGGAGCGCGCGCUGCGUGCACAGGGCAUCCACGGCACGUCGUACCAAUUCCCCACCGGCGACCUCAAGGAAUACGGCCGACUGGCCAAGGAGGCCUGGUCUAAGCCCCUGCCGCUGCGUUGCCACGACAUCGCACAACGGGUCACGCCGUUUGUGCAUCAGCUUGUCCAGGAGCACGGGAAGACGAGCAUGUCUUGGUUUGGCCCCAGCCCCAAGGUGACCAUCGUCGAUCCUGAGCUGGCCAAGGACGUGCUGUCCAACAAGUUCGGCCACUUCGAGAAGCUCAAGUUCCCGGCGCUGUCCAAGAUGCUGGGCGACGGCGUGGCCAGCCACGAGGGUGAGAAGUGGGUCAAACACAGGAGGAUCCUCAAUCCUGCUUUCCAUCUUGAGAAGCUCAAGCGCAUGCUGCCAGCGUUCUCUGCGUGCUGCGAAGAGCUGGUAAGCAGAUGGGCGGAGUCCCUCGGCUCUGACGGUUCGUGCGAGCUGGAUGUUUGGCCUGAGCUGCAGAACCUCACUGGAGACGUCAUUUCUCGCACCGCGUUCAGCAGCAGCUACCAUGAAGGAAGAAGGAUUUUCCAGCUACAAGCGGAGCAAGCAUCGCUUGUCAUGACGAACAUUCGAAAGAUUAUGAUUCCUGGUUACAUGUCCUUGCCUACGGCAAACAACAGAAAGAUGCGCAGAAACAACAAAGAGGUUGAAUCAAUUCUGCGAGAUAUAAUUGGGAAAAGAAUUCAAGCAAUGAAACAAGGCGAGAGCACCAAAGAUGACUUACUGGGUCUAUUGCUGGAGACAAACAUGAAAGACACAGACGGGGAUAAUAGCCAAUCCACCGGCAUGGGGAUGACGAUCCAAGAUGUCAUCGAGGAGUGCAAGGUAUUCUAUUUCGCAGGAAUGGAGACCACGUCAGUGCUGCUCACAUGGACAAUGGUUGUACUCAGCAUGCACCCAGAGUGGCAGGACCGUGCGAGGGAGGAAGUCCUUGGCCUGUUUGGUAAAGACAAGCCCGAGUACGAAGGCCUAAGCCGCCUCAAAAUCGUCAAUAUGAUCCUUUACGAGGUUCUCCGAUUAUACCCGCCGGCCGUGGUGUUCAGCCGGAAAACCUACAAGGAGAUGAAGAUCGGAGACGUGUCGUUCCCAGCCGGUGCGUUCAUUGAGCUCCCUGUUCUAUUCAUGCACCAUGACCCUGACACCUGGGGAAACGACGUGCACGAUUUCAAGCCGGAGAGGUUCGCCGAGGGGAUUUCCAAGGCGUCCAACGGCUCGGGUGCGUUCCUUCCAUUCGGCUGGGGGCCUCGCAUAUGCAUCGGCCAAAACUUCGCGCUUCUCGAGGCCAAGAUGGCGCUGUGCAUGAUCCUUCAGCGAUUUGAGUUUGGGCUCGCGCUGUCGUAUACCCAUGCGCUGUAUACGGUGAUGACACUGCAUCCGAUGCACGGUGCACAGAUUAAGCUCAGGGCGAUCUGCUGA
Molecule: messenger RNA, 1596 nt
Organism: Miscanthus lutarioriparius
Lineage: Eukaryota; Viridiplantae; Streptophyta; Magnoliopsida; Poales; Poaceae
Source: the annotation of a GenBank genome assembly